UUAUCAGCUUUUCUUGUUUGUUAUGAUGUUUUGCUCGUUAAUGGGCAGAAGUUGGUAUUGGGAUUGGGAUUGAGAUUAUUGUUAAGAUGGGCUAUUUAUUAAUGUUAAUUAGAUGUUUUUCUUUGUUUCUGUAUUCAAUUCUUGAAUUCAUUUAACGGGGUAAUUAAGAUUGUGCUUAUUAUCAUUAAUUACUUGCUGAGUAUUUGAAAUCGUCUGCAAUGCCGAAAAUAGGUCAAGAUUCUUGAAAAUUUCUGCAAAUUUGAUGUACUUGAAUGGAGGGAAUGGCAUUUUUGUUGUGUUUAAAUUUCAAUGCAAGACAACUGAAUGUUUUAUAAGGUGGAGAUGUAAUGAGAAGCUGAUACGUUUAUCACUCCGGUUUAAGGUUCUUGUUUAGGCUGUUUAUGUUUUGAAAUUGGGCAAUGCUGAUGUUUUUUUUCCGUAUAUUCAAAGAGUGGUGGGAAAGCGAAGGGCUCGACUUUUAUGCUGUUGCUGGUUUUUUGGUACAUUUUUAUUUGUAGAUGACAAGAAAAAUAUGCGACAUAUACAUCUGAACAUUGUAUGUGCUUAGCCCCGUGUUGAUGACUUGUUGUUUAGAAUGAAGAUGUAAUGAAGUAUUCUGUGAUUAAUGUAUCUGUGGCUUGGUUUUGAAGUUGGGAAUUCUUGAUACGAAUACACACCAUAAUACGAGGUUGAGAUUGUUGAGUUGGUGUUGUUAGGAUAGGCUUAGCAUAUUUUCAUGUUGUACACAUUGAUAUGUCUCCAGAUCUUGUUAUGUCGUAGUUUUGGAGACCUAACACGAUUGCUGACAAGGUUACUGAAGUUUGGCUCAAGACAGGAAUUUCGUGUAGAAUUCACGAUCCCCUACCUUUACGGUUUAACUUCAAAUUAUAAUAUGCAUAACAUGAAGUUUUUUCUCAAUCUUCUUGAUAAUGGAUAAUGCAUAAUCAUUGUAAUCCUGUUUCGCCAUUUGUUAUCCUGUUUUCACUGUUGGAAAUAUUUUCAUUGACAGAUGAUGGUGUUUCAUUAGGUACACUUAAAUCUGCAAAAAAGACCUUUUAUCAUUUGAGAAUGGAGGAUGCUAAAAAUUUCAAAGAAGAUGGCCCUCCUGAAUCUACUCCUGCACCGAUACUUCUGUCUCCAGUCAAGGAUCAAUCAGCUACUGCUGCUGCUGCUUCGACAACCCAAGAUAGUAGUGGAGAAUUAGAUGUUUCUAAGUUAGCACCAAAUGGAAAUCCGGUUUUAUCUCCUCCAGUCAUUGAUGUUGAAAUGGUAGCUCCAGAACCGAAUCUUGGCAUGCCUGUGGAAGCGAAACCAGUGAUAGAGGAAAAUAAAGAACCUGUGGAGAGUCAGAAAGAUAAUAAAGCAGCAUCAGUUUCGGAAUCCAACGCAUCGAGUGACGUUCAACAGGAUGCCCCAGUUGCAGACUCUCAAACACUUAAGCCUCAGCAAGAAAAUGUAGAGCCCAAAAUAGUUGCAAGGCCGUCUCCAGAGGAUGACUUUACCCCCCUUCCUUCUCCUCAUCAUCACAGAAGAAACAGUAGCAUUGAUAUUGUUGCCAAAGUUCCCCCUAACUAUAAUAGCAAUCCAACAUCCACCGAGCGUACCAAGAAUCCUGAUAAUGGUGAGUUGGGCAGAGGUCAAAUUGAUACAGCGGCGCCUUUCGAAUCUGUGAAGGCCGCUGUUUCAAAGUUUGGGGGGAUCGUUGACUGGAAAGCCCACCGUGUGCAGACUGUGGAGAGGCGAAAGUUCAUAGAGCAUGAGCUGGAGAAAGCACAGGAGGAAAUGCCAUCAUAUAAGCAGCAAUCUGAGGCUGCUGAAGAGGCGAAAACACAAGUUCUGAAGGAGCUGGAGAGCACUAAAAGACUCAUAGAAGAAUUAAAGCUUAAUCUUGAAAGAGCACAAACGGAAGAACAACAAGCGAAACAGGAUUCUGAACUUGCAAAACUCAGGGUGGAAGAGAUGGAGCAAGGGAUUGCCGAUGAGGCUAGUUUUGCAGCCAGGGCACAACUUGAGGUUGCUCGAGCAAGGCAUGCAGCUGCAGUCUCGGAGCUUGUAACUGUUAAAGAUGAACUGGAACAACUCAGAAAAGAUUAUGCUUUGUUGGUAGCUGAGAAAGAAGCAGCCGUGAGAAAGGCAGAAGAAGCAAUCUCUGCAUCAAAAGAAGUCGAGAAGUCGGUGGAGGAUUUGACUAUUGAACUUAUUACUGUGAAGCAAUCCUUGGAAUCUGCACAUUCUGCACAUAUGGAGGCAGAGGAACACAGAAUUGGAGCAGUUAUGGCAAAAGAACAGGAGAGUCUCAACUGGGAGAAGGAAUUGAAGCAGGCAGAGGAUGAGCUUAAGGAACUGAACCGGCAAGUGCUGUCAACGACUGAUCUCAAGUCCAAGUUGAGUAAGGCAACAGCAUUAUUGCAGGAACUGAAAGCGGAACUGGCAAGUUAUAUGGAAUCAAAAUUAGAGGGAACUGGCAAAGAAGGAAAUGUAGAAGAUGCACUCAAGGAACCGGAGAAAAAGUCUCGUGCAGAUAUUGAGGCUGCUAUUAAUGCAGCAAAGAAGGAACUUGCAGAAGUGAAACUCAGUAUUCAGAAAACAACUGAUGAGGUCAAUAUCUUAAAGCUGGCAUCCAUGUCAUUGAAAUCGGAACUCGAAAAAGAGAAUGUAGAACUUGCAGCCAUUCAACGGAGGGAAGAAAAGGCAUCGAUUGCAGUUGCAUCUCUCGAAGCCGAGCUGGAUAGGACAAAGUCGGAAAUUGCUUUUGUUGAGGAGAAGGAGAAAGAAAGAAGGGAGAAGAUGGGGGAUCUUCCCAAGCAAUUAGAAGAGGCAGCUCAAGAGGCAGAGAAAGCAAAAGCACUUGCCGAAAUGGCUGGGGUUGAGCUUCAAAAAGCAAAGGAAGAAGCAGAACAAGCAAAGGCAGGGGCCAGUAGUAGGGAGAGUAGGUUACGAGCAGCUCAAAAGGAAAUAGAAGCCGCCAAAGCCUCUGAGAAGUUGGCACUAGCGGCUAUAAAUGCAUUGGAGGAGAGUGAAUCUGCUCAACGGAACAACAAUGAGGAUUCACCAACAGGAGUUACACUCACUUUAGAAGAAUAUUAUGAGCUUAGCAAAAAAGCCCAUGAAGCAGAAGAGCAGGCGAACAUGCGAGUGGCUGCCGCUCUCUCUCAUGUUGAGGCAGCUAAGGAGUCUGAAACUAGGAGCCUGAAUAAGCUGGAGGAAGUUAGUUGUGAGAUGUCUGGACGAAAGGAUGCACUAGAAAUCGCAUUGCAGAAGGCUGAGCAGGCGACGGUAGGAAAAUUGGCUGUUGAACAUGAGUUAAGAAAGUGGAGGGCUGAGCAUGAGCAAAGACGGAAGGGUGUUGAAUCUGGUUCACAAAGUAAUAGUCCGCGAGCAAGUUUUGAGGACGGGAAAGAUUCCAAGGAUGUUAUCGAGCCUGAUUCUUCCAGUAUCCAUCAGAGGUCGGGUUCGCAGGCAGAGACAAGCAGCAACACGGAAACAGAACUGUCCCAAGAACCGAAAGCUGUGAAGAAAAAGAAAAGGUCGUUCUUCCCUCGGAUCUUCAUGUUCCUGGCCAGAAGGAAGACGAGUUCAUCUAAGACAGCUUAAUCAUCUCCCUAUGCUAUCUUCUUCUUUCACACAGUUGCUUCUGUUUUGCCUGGCUUGAUUGCUUUCCUCGGAGCUGAUGCACAUCUGUUGUCCGUUCGCAAGAAAGCUCUAGACUUUUACAUGAGUUCAACAUUUCUUUUGCAUACAUUAUUUGACCCGAUCAGAUUAAGUUUUGCUCACAAAGACAGAGUAACUUAUGGGGUUCAAAGGAUAUAGUGAAAUUUACAGCUUAGUGAGGCUUACAGGAACUGUAAGGUGAUUCUGUAAAGCAUCCAGAGUUUUUUGAAUUCAAGUUAUGUUUUCAAUCUUCCUUUCCUCUCUGCGAAAUUUCUACAUAUGUUAAUAGAUAUACCAAUUUCAUUUCUCUCUUCA
Molecule: messenger RNA, 3966 nt
Organism: Sesamum indicum (sesame)
Lineage: Eukaryota; Viridiplantae; Streptophyta; Magnoliopsida; Lamiales; Pedaliaceae
Source: RefSeq, a predicted model, not a curated record